Messenger RNA from Mizuhopecten yessoensis (Yesso scallop), 2576 nucleotides. Its product is annotated as tetratricopeptide repeat protein 27-like. Gene Ontology annotation, molecular function: protein binding. Bases 7 to 2526 code for a protein of 839 amino acids. The transcript is spliced from 24 exons. Lineage: Eukaryota; Metazoa; Mollusca; Bivalvia; Pectinida; Pectinidae. The record is from RefSeq and is a predicted model, not a curated record.
AUCAAGAUGUCGUCCACAGAAACACAGAUGAGAUGUUUAGAAUUAGAUAUCCUCCGUGACCAGAAAAAACCAGACGAAGAUCAACAAUGCAGAGAGCUUUUCAAGUACAUUCUUGAUGGAAAACAUGAAAGUGCAUUAAGCCAUUCCAUUGCUGAAAGAAUUUUGAAGAGAAACAAAGGCGUCAAGAACUGCAUUGAAACCAUCAUAAAAGAAAACGUCGACAACUUUUUUAAUGAUUUUGCAGAGGAAAACAGAUUUUCCAGUGAGCUUGAGUUACUCUGUGUGGCCAUAUCCUGCUUACAGUUGUUUGUACAGGGUAACUGGACUGGGCCACCUCUUCAGUCUGUGCCAUCUGAUUAUCUUCCCGAGAUUUUUUCUUCACCAGAACAGUUUAAAAAGCUACACAACUAUGUUUUGGAGGAGCUGUCUAUGGAUGGGGAGCCAGUCUAUGAUAAAUGUCUACGUAUUGAACUGUUGUUUGUGGCCCGCUUUAUCUUGCUGGAUUGUAGAGAACAUCUCAAAAACCUUCAGACAGCAGACUGGUGGCUGUUGAGGUGUAUCUCUGUCCUACAGCAGGUGUUGGAUGAUAGAUCUCCUACACUAAAGGAGACGACACUAGAACUCAUAGACAGAGUCUCAAAGUUGGAACCAUUACUUACAGAUGACAAAAGCAGAGAUCUUGCCACACAGUUCCGACUGGAAGCAGGAUAUUGUACCAUGUACUACUACGAGUACAAUAUGGCUCAUGAACAUUUCAUGGCAGCCAAAAAAAAUGCUGGUCUGGACAUUGAAUUAACAGGUGCCAUGGGAAAAAGGACCCGCUUCCAGCAGGAUGCUAAGGCUCAGCUGGUACUUAAAGUCAAAAAGGAUUCUUUGCAGGCUUCCCCAUGUGGAGAAGAGUUAAUACCAUCUCCAGAGAAUAUCAUCUUGCCAAAAGACCUACUCUUAGGUGAUGAGACAGUGCUUGAAGCCAUCAAAUUUGAAGAUGAUGAACACUUUGCUGACACCAUUUCACCAGUAGACCAGGCUGUAGUUGUAGGGGUGAUGGAGGACUAUAGACGAAGCCGGGCUAGCUAUGAAAGACUGACAGAAGAGGAGUUAGAGGCCUAUACAUCUUGUGUGCUGGCCCAAGUGAAGUGCUGGUCAACAUCUGUUCACUGCCUGGUCUUAAGGUCAACCUUACAGAAGGGCAGCUGUCGGCGCGUGGAAAGAUCCAUGAUGCAAGUUGAGGAGAUAGUUAACCAGAUAAAUCGACCAGAACCUCCAGCCCAGCACAGACUCCACCUGUUUUACUGCCACAGAGUUCAAUCUUCAUGGAUGAUCAAGAUGGACCUUGCAGAUCUCCUAUUGAGCAUUGGAGCAGUGGGAUCUGCCCUGGAUGCUUAUGAACAGUUACAGAUGUGGGAACAGGUCAUUGCUUGUUACAAACGUCUUGGCAAAAUGGAAAAGGCUGAGGAUGUGAUCAGAGAACAGUUAGCAAUAAAAGAAACAGCAAGUCUGUUGUGUUAUCUCGGUGAUGUGACAAGGGACAUUACUCAUUAUGAAAAAGCAUGGGAGUUGUCCAAUCACAAAAGUGCCCGCGCUAUGAGGUGUCUGGCAUAUCACUACUUCGCUCAUGAAGAUUAUGAAAAGAGCUUGGAAUGCUUUGAUAAAUCCCUGAAAAUUAACUGUCUACAGGUGCCCGUCUGGUUUACCUGUGGAUGUACCGCUCUGUCAGCACAGAAGUAUGAAAAAGCUGUGCAUGCCUUCAAAAUGUGUGUCAACAUUGAUUAUGAUAAUUACGAGGCUUGGAACAACAUGGCAACGGCUUAUGUCCAACUGAAAGAAAGGGAGAAAGCAUUGACGGUUUUGAUGGAAGCUACCAAGUACAGUUAUGAGAACUGGAAGCUAUGGGAGAACGUCCUCAUAGUUGCAACAGAUUGUGGUGAUGUGGCGAAUGCCAUACUGGCUUAUAACAGACUCCUUGAUAUAAAAGUCAAGUGGGAUGACGGUGAGGUACUGAGUACUCUGGUUCAGGCGGUGACUGAAAACUACACAGAUGCUGAUGGACUUCCAGGCUCCAAACACAUACCAGAGUUACUGACAUUAUUUGGUAGAACUACUUCCAAGGUCUCUAACAAUGCUGAGAUAUGGAAAGCUUAUGCCAAGCUGACAGCUUAUAGUAUGGGAGGGAAAGAAGAAAAACAUGAAGUGGUGUUACAGUACCUACAGAAGGCCUACAGGUGUGUCACUCAGGACCCAAAGUGGGAACAAACUACAGACAGGUGUAAAGAAAUUGCUGACCAGGCACUGGAGCUAGCUGAAAGGUAUGAGGAAUGUUGCAGUAAAGCAGAGAGCUCCACCAAGGCUAUCCAGAUGUUGUCCUCCGCGAAGUUAAUGGUCAAAGGUGUCCUGACAAAAAUCAAGAAACAACAUACAGACGAGGUGACGGAGGUACUGGAUACUGCAGUAGUUGAACACUGCUCAAAGUUGGAAGUAAAACUGCAAGAAAUAAUUUCAAAAGUGACGGAGUUAAAAGGAAGCUGAUCUGGAUAAUUGAGAACUCUUUUGAACAUCAGCUAUAUAAAUAAAUAUCU